Molecule: messenger RNA, 2460 nt
Organism: Venturia canescens
Lineage: Eukaryota; Metazoa; Arthropoda; Insecta; Hymenoptera; Ichneumonidae
Product: scaffold protein salvador
Exons: 6
Coding region: 377-1483 (368 amino acids)
Biological process (GO): positive regulation of apoptotic process; hippo signaling; apoptotic process
Cellular component (GO): cytosol
Molecular function (GO): molecular adaptor activity; protein binding
Source: RefSeq, a predicted model, not a curated record
CGACCGUGUCGACGGUGGUGGCGAAUGGUGUCGAUAGCACAGUCGAGCAUUGAACUCUCUCUCUCUCUCUCUCUCUCUACACUCUCCUAAUAUUGGAACUUGGAACGCUACCACGCUGACUCGUGUUCCAAGAAAGACAGUCGAAGUGUACGCAGCUGUCUUUGUCGGUACAGCCCACCAAAAAAUUUGGCUAAUAAUAACAAUGAGAACCGUGAGGACCGUGACAACCGUGAGAACUAUAACCUCGAAUUUGUGUAGUAAAAGGAGAAAAAGUAUUAUAUUUGCAGCAGUACACCAGAAAACGAUUUUCUGUUCGCACUAGUUCGCAGACUGUACAAAAAAAGUGCGCGUGCGCACAUAUCAUAUAAAAAAAGAUAUGUGCUCUUUCUCUCUCGGUACUACGCUUGAGUCAGUAAUCAAUGUGUGGACAACGGAACCCAAUAGAAGGGCGAGAAGACGCAACAAUCAACAAACUUUACCGCCAUCCUUGCCAGUUCCACAGCAGCCAAGUAUGGUACAAAAAUUUGGAAAUACUAAAACUACAAUGAGCGCCGUUGGGCUGGGCAGUCACGAAGGAAAAUAUACACCCAACAGUUCUGUACCCGAUCUAGCUCAAAGAUUCGCAAGUCUCUCUGUGAACUCGGGACAUGGCGAUGGUGCAAUUUCACGAACAGCAACUCCUAUGUAUCAUUCUGGUUUGUCACCAGCAAUAUCGCACACUUAUGUCAAUCAAUACGCCGGAUCGGAGUAUCAUCUGGAUCGUGUACAAACGCCUCAAUUGCCUUAUAUACCAUUCGAGGUUGAUAGUGCUUAUGAGGAGUUUAAUCAAGCUGUACCAUAUCGUCAAAACCCUGUUUAUAGUCGUAGUCAAUCAGCAAGAUCAAGCUCGCGUAGUGAACAACCCGAUGAACUUCCUCUACCACCCGGAUGGUCGGUAGAUUUCACUUUGAGAGGCAGAAAGUAUUACAUAGAUCAUAAUACUAAAACUACACAUUGGUCUCAUCCAUUGGAGAAAGAAGGUUUACCUACAGGAUGGGAAAGGAUUGAAUCCCCUGAAUACGGGGUUUACUAUGUCAAUCAUAUCACACGCCAAGCACAGUACGAACAUCCAUGUUAUCCGCUGGAGAUGCAAGCGGUACGCGUUGUCUCGCCCCCUAGACAUACGCAUUUUCAUUCUCACAGCGUCCUCGUACCGGCCAAUCCGUAUCUUAAUGAAGAAAUUCCCCAUUGGUUAUACGUUUACAGCAGAGCAUCGAUAUCUCUUGAUCGUAAACUUCGGUGGGAACUAUUCCGCCUUCCUGAGCUCGAUUGUUUCAAUGCCAUGCUCACAAGAUUGUAUAAACAAGAGCUCGAAGAAGUUGUGAUGCGUUACGAGGAAUACAGAUCGGCUUUAUUAUGCGAAAUGGAGCAAAGAUUGAAGGAAUUAAAUCCGGAGGCCGGAACAUCCGCGGGUGUUGUUGCACUUCGACGAUCUCUACCUUGAACCUUUAAGGCCUUUGAACCAAUACCGGGUCUGCUGUUAAUUUUUUUUGUAUUACACGUAUAUAUAAUACAUUAUGAAUUUUUAUAAAAAAUUUUUUUUGUCUUACUGAAUAACUAUUCCAGUAUUUAUUUGAAAAAUAAAAACAGAAUUAGGCUUUAGGACUGCACUUAUACAAUUUAACAUGUUCUGUUAUGGAUGACGAGUACAAAAUUGUAGUGAAAAUUUAUAUCUUAUUUUUACAUUAAAUUCAUUAUUUUACAGAAAUUAACACAAAAACAUUACCCAGAAUACAACAGUUUGAUGAAAAUACACAAAAUCGAGGAUUUUUUAAGAUGUUUCUAAAAAAUAGUUGUAGUUAAAAAUAAGUUUUGCAAGGUUGAAAAUGUAUGUACAUAGUUUUUCAGAUUGAGAAAUGAAUGUAAUUCCUGCUUUUGUAUAGCGCUCGGUCAAAUUUUCACUUUCAACUGGAAUACUGACGCCAUCGUCACCGAGAACCACGUCUUCGGGUAUUUUUCUCAAUAUAUUAGUUUAUUACUAGAACUACCAAGAUCGAAAAUACCUCAUUUCUGGUAUUCCUAAUUUUCCUCGAUAAUGGCUCUUAUGGUUUCCAGCUUCACGUUCACAAUCAAUGAUUUAUUUGCCAAGAAAUUUAAUACCAAAAAGUGAAUUCUGCAAAGUUCAACUGAUGAAACACGAUCACCUAUUUGUGGAAUUGUGCGUUUUCGCAACAAAAUUCACGGAAGAAAUACCAAAUUGAGUUUUCGUGUAUCGAAAUCGAGAAAUAAUCGUUUAAGCCAAUGAGAAAAGUUUAAAAAAAAAAAAUCCGCACUUUACAGAAAUGUGUUUCAUAGUUAAAAACUCAGCCCCCUGCCUUGUUUUGAGAAAAAGAAAUGAAUUGAAACAAUUAUACCUAAACAUUUGUUGAAAUUAUGGUUCAUAUUUGAGAGCGCUUUUCAAAUAAAAAUACAGAAAAGUCA